UUUUGAAAUUAUUUGUAUUUAAUUAUGGAAUGAAAACGAUUUAUUAUGUUCAUCGAUUAUUGAAAUCAUUAGAAACUCGACUCGACUGUUUUAUUUGCGAUGUCAAAAUAUCUGAAUUAAGAGGUCUGCCCGUAUCCCAUCAGUACAGACCAACAGUGAGAAGUUCCAGUAAGAAGUUAUUUGUAGGAAGUUCUUCCAUUGCUCCAAUACUGUUUUGCACGCUGAUUUAAAGGUUCAAACGCUGUUCUAAACGUUUUUGGUUAAACGCUGAAAGUUAUUGAUGGAUGUUGAUGUGGAAGAAAUUGACGAGGCUUGGAAAGAAGAGGAACAGUUGGUUGUGGUUCAUCUCUCAGGAAUCAUUGAUACAGAUUAUUUAAAAAAGUGUGACCCAUCCAAUUGUAAAAUUCUGGGCAUUGAUACGGAUGAACCUGCAAUGCAGAUUGACCAAAUGGUUUUCACUGGAAAUUAUAAGGAAUCCAUUGGGUCGAACAUUAUUUUUGAAGAGCAAGAAAGCACUGCGGCUGAUGGGGAAUUGCUGACAGAUUUCAAAUACAUGUCCCAUACAACGAAAACCCUUGAAAUGAAUCGAGUGUUUCUGAAAGGAAUUCAAACAGAAUCGAGGGAUACUAAUAGUGGUGAAGUAUUAAACGAUGUUCAAACUGGUUUCGUCGACCUAAACGAAAAUGACAUGAACGGAGAAAAUGAUGAAGAAAAACAUGAAAUCAAUGAUAACGUGAUUACUUAAAGGCACUGUAAAUAAACGACAAAGAUGCAAUGCCAUUUAUUAUGUGAACAGCACACAUACAUGUAGGUACGUGCAAUAACGGCCAUACGCCUAUCGAGAUUAAGCUCAUAACAUUCCCAACCAGUUAUAAUAUAUUCGUAAUCACCAAACGUGCUCUCGUCGUCGCUGACAUCAACACUUCAAUCAGCAAAUUACGUAGGCGUGUUAAAUCAAUGUUUCGAAACACGAUACAUUGAUAACCAAUCAGACGUUCGAAUGUAAUACCCUCAAAAAGCCGGUAGCUUAUCCAGAUAAAAAACUCGUGUUAGUGAUGUUGGUUUUCAAUUUUUAAGAGUAUUUAAAAAUAUCAACGAGCAAGAUUGUAAUCAUUCUGCCCUGUGCUUAACCCUGCAUCGACUUUUUUUCUUCAUCUUUCUCUGGCACUGGCGUUGGUUGUUUGUUGAGAGCAGGUGUCCAAAAUAUUCACAUGAGCCAUGCUUAUGACACUAUAAAACAUUGUGAAGAUGCUCAACAAAAUAUUCAGGUGUAGUCCUCAUUACAAUAAUAUUUUUUAUUGAUAUUUUGAAAGGCUUGUCAAUCAAGAAGUUCAUCACAUUGUAAAUAAUCACAAUAAAUUUUACGUACUUUCA
This is a messenger RNA of Xenia sp. Carnegie-2017, 1374 nucleotides long. Its product is annotated as general transcription factor 3C polypeptide 6-like. Gene Ontology annotation, cellular component: transcription factor TFIIIC complex. The transcript is spliced from 6 exons. Lineage: Eukaryota; Metazoa; Cnidaria; Anthozoa; Malacalcyonacea; Xeniidae. The record is from RefSeq and is a predicted model, not a curated record. Gene Ontology annotation, biological process: transcription by RNA polymerase III. The coding region runs from base 281 to 745 and encodes 154 amino acids.